Molecule: messenger RNA, 514 nt
Organism: Dermacentor silvarum
Lineage: Eukaryota; Metazoa; Arthropoda; Arachnida; Ixodida; Ixodidae
Product: THAP domain-containing protein 2-like
Exons: 5
Coding region: 5-514 (169 amino acids)
Molecular function (GO): sequence-specific DNA binding
Source: RefSeq, a predicted model, not a curated record
UGACAUGCCGGCCAACUGCGUCGCUUUCGGCUGCACGAGCUAUUAUUAUGGAAGGGGAAAUACUAAUUUCUUCAGAUUUCCAUCUGCAAAGGUUAAUGCGGGAAGGAGAAGUUUGUGGACGGCAGCGGUGAAGCGGUUGAACUCGGACGGCACGGCAUGGCAGCCAACAGUGCAUUCCAGGAUCUGUGGCGCGCAUUUUGUCACAGGCCGGCCGUCGAACUUCGCUACACACCCAGACUACGUGCCUACUAUAUUUACGUACAGAAAAGCUGGCAGCGACGCCGAUGUUCGGCGGCACAACCGUGCCUCACAAAGGCGGGAGAGCAAACGGGCUGCUACUAUAGCCUCCCUAAGCAGCCAAGUGGACCCCACGGCUCUACCAGGGAACGGACAGCCUGCUGCAGUCAUUCAGGAAGCUGAGCUGCCCAUUGACCCCUCUGGAAGCACAGCUGCACCCACAGAGGAUAUGCCUGAGCAGGAACCACUAGGAAAUGUAAGAGAUGGCAAGUAUUGA